AUGGCCUCCGAUACGCCAACGAUCACGAUGAUUGACGAGGCCGAUGUACUUGGAGAAAAUGGCGACAUGAAUCUGUUUACUUGGCUAGCGUCCACAGAGAAGAAGCUAUCGGAUGCAAGCCCUGAUAUCCUGAAGGGCACGCAGAACGCGCUGGAACAGACUUUCGUCAAGAUCAUAUCUGCUACUGCACCUUAUACCCCACCAGGUCGUGCAAUUCGCCAAUUGGUCGCAAGAUGUCUGAUUAAGCUAUAUCGGCGAGGAGAGACUCGGACGCUCUUUGAUACCCUCCAAGCGCUGAUGAAGAUAGUUGGUGAUUUCAAAGCGAUAGACAAGGACACUGUCAAAGUCGCCGCAUUUUCGUGUAUUGGCGACUUGAUGUAUGAGUUCGGGUCGCAGGUUAUGUCAUUCAUGGCCGAGAUAUCGAUGGUAACUCUAAGAACGGCCAAGUCUUCAAACUCUCCUCUCCUUCGAUUCCAUGCCCUGAUCGCCCUCCGAAAAUCGCUAAAUUCAGCGAAGCGCGCCGUGACAGACGCGUCUGCCAAAGACAUCAUCAAACAAAUGAGAAAUGGACUGACGGACAAGUGUAUGCCUGUGCAGCGAGCAUCCGCCGAAGCCCUCAUCGCUAUGUACUCGGCCGACAGUCUUCCUUCUGCAAGCGACGUCGACACCAUCAUCACGCUAUGCGUGAAGAACUUAGACAGCGUAGACCAGGUUACCCGACGCACCCUCGCCCAACUCGUAGGACAUCUUCUGGCUUCUACGCAGAUCGAGCGUACCGUCGUAAUCCAAGAACCCGCUGCCAAAUCCGUUAAGAAAGAUGGACAGGCUCCCGGCGACGACCCACUCUCUCCUGCAGGCGGAACGACCACGGAAAUAAAGAAACCGAUGUUCACGCCGGCAGAGAUGCUGGCCCACCUGGGCACCCAUUUCACCAAGACCCUUACAUCAUCUUCUGGCCUCACCGCUCGCAGAACACGCGUCGGUAUCUUCGACUUCUAUUUCGCUCUCAUCACGAAACUGGGGGCAUCAUUCGUCGAAAGCAACUAUGCCCUCAUCGUACAGCAUUUCAUGAAUGACAUCGUGGCCAACCCUCUACUUCACAAGAACGUUCACGCCAACAGCCUGAACGGCGGCAGUACCCUGCGUUACGAGACCUUGUUGAUUCGGAAUGCGGUUGGGAUUUUGGUCCGGGAUGUAAUCGGUGUGCGGAUGCUCAGCGAACAAGGUCAGAUCGGAGCGAUACAAGAACUCUCCAAUUCAUAUCUAAAGCGCUGGCCGGCAAUGAUGCCGGGUCAAGUCGCGCCGUCGUCGACUAUACUCGUUGUUGCCCUACGAGAGGUAGCGGGGUUGCUGCAGCAGUUAGGAAACGCCCCACCGCCUGUUCAAGACGCUGUUUCCGAGCCACUGGUGACGCUCCUCACUCAUCCUAGCCACUCCGUUCGAGUCAACGCUUCCUGGGCACUGAGGUGCUUCUGCUACUCAACCCCGCUCCGUUUGCCGCGAACCAUUCUCGGCGUCACCGACAUGCUUCAAAGAGACCUCAGCUCCAUUCUGUCGCCGGCGGCUCCUUCGGAUAUCAACUUGCGAACGUUAGGGCAUGCGUACGGACUUGCAGCGCUCGUAUCCAUCGUCCAAGAAAGGCCGCUUUAUGUAUCGUACGAUAUUCCUGCCAAGGUACUCGAUAUGGCAACGCAGCUGCUGAAGCGAGCUGGUGACCAUGAUUUGAAGGUUGCUGGAGUCGAGGUCGAGGUCGCUUGGACGCUGAUAGCAUCCCUGAUGUCCCUCGGCGCUAACUUCGUCAGACCUCACUUGCCGCAGCUGCUCGUCCUCUGGCGUAACGCCCUUCCGAAGCCAACCUCGAAAGAAGGGAUAGCCGCUGGUUCCGGACGUUCAAUUGCUGAGUGGAUGUUCCUGUUGCAUGUCAGAGAGAGUGCCCUCGGCGCAAUCCUAUGCUUCUUGCAGCGUAACUCUGGGACUUUAGUAACUCUUGACGUCGCGAGGCGGAUAGCGUCCGUGUUGGGAAACGCACUCUCCUUUGCCAACACCUUUGUCGGACAAAACGUCGAGGAUCCGUCGGAGAAUGCUCAGAUACCAACCACGACGAACAAGGGCCUGUCAUUACGGGGACGCGAAGCUUUGUUGCGACGAAGGGUGUUCCAAUGCUUCUCGGCUUUAGGGUUCAGCGGAAUUACUGAGUCCACCCAAGUGACGCUUUUGCAAUCGACCGUUGCUCUCUUUGCCAGCCCAGACGGCUACGCAGGGUCCUCCAUGCAAGCCGCGAUCGCGUCAAGUUCCGGUUCCUUCACUUCUGUGUGGCAGAGUGGAGAUGGGUACGCAUAUGGCGUAACUCACCUCGACAUCGAGGGAGCAGAUACUGCAGCGACGGAUAUGGCUGAAAGCGAAAGCAGAGAUAGGUUGAAUCGGGAUUCGGUGGAAGCUUCUAUCGAUGAACUACUCCGCAGCCCCAUCUUGGGAGCAUGUGAACAUGACCCGCUGUCGGUCUGCCAGUCUACGUCGAUCAACACCGAGCAUUACAUCCCUGAACCUGCGCCACCAUCUACCGCCGUUGUAGAUGCUGCGAUCACGCUUUUCUCUCAGCUAUUGCCACUUCAAGAUUCGUCAUCGUCCGCUAAGAUCAUUGGUUCGAUGGUGGAAUCAACCAGGUCGAAUAAAUUCGAGAAGAACCUAGGUAGGAAGGCUGCCGUGUCUGUCAACUCGGCCGUAGCGCUCGUCCUUGCCCUGAGAGUUGCUGGCUCCCUCGGAACAGGAAGGUCCAGAGAGAGUUUAGGCAGCGGACAAGUCACCGGUUUGCUUUCAUCUUUCUUGAAGGAGGCCCUGGUUGAUGGCGACCCAGUCCUUCGCAAGGCGAGCAGCGAGUGCAUCGGCAGACUCGCAAAUAUCGCAGGGACCAACUUCCUUACGAGUCAAAUGAAGUCUCUCGUAGAUCAAGUCGUUAACAAUCGGGAUCCCUACGGACGCGCCGGGUGCGCCCUCGCUUUCGGUGCUAUUUACACAUUCGUUGGCGGCAUGGCUGCUGGUCCCCUACUCAAAACCACGGUCAACGUUUUGAUGUCCCUCAGCAAUGACCCUCAUCCUCUCGUCCAUUUCUGGUCACUUCGUGCUUUGGCCCAGGUCAUCAACGCCGCAAGUCUCACUUAUGCACCGUUCGUCUCAGGGACGCUGGGUAUGCUAUUGAAGAUCUACUGCAUGGAUUCUCACGAGCGGGAAGGGGGCACCCUAGCUAACGCUAACAUGAGCGGCGAUUUCCCCGCGUACCCUGUUGUAUGCCAGAUCAUUGACGCCGUCAUUACAGUCCUUGGCCCCGACAUCCAGGAAUCGCAGCGCACGCGGGCACUCAUACUCAACUUAGUUCAAGAGUUCUCCGCGGAGGGAGACGAUAGUAUUCGGGUGGAAUCGAUUCAGUGCAUCCAACAUUUCCUCAUGUUCGCUCCCGAGUUCGUUGAUAUCCCGAGGUUGGUAACCCAAUUUAGGGGAUAUCUGGCCUCGCCACGUCGUCCGCUCAAACUGGCGAGCAUCAACGCCCUUUAUCAACUGGUGCAGAAGGAUGCGCUGGUCAUGUCCCGGGUCGGUGGGGAUCAGCUCGUGGAAGAUCUCUUCGGCAUGCUUGACGACGAUUCUGGUGUCGAAGGCGUCAAGAAUGUUAUCACUAGUUGGUUACAACAGACGGUCGUUCACAAUCCCUCAGCCUGGAUUGACCUAUGCCAGCGGAUUAUGUCCCGGACGACCGCAUCCCAACAGGUAGCCGAUGCCACUAGCAGGCAAAACAUGCGCGACGACGAAGGCGAGUCCCUGAAUGUCGGCGCUUCCUCCGUUGCGCCGGGUGGUUCUGCUGGAUAUCAGACCUCAAGAUGGCGAACCCAGCUCUUUGCCUUGCAAUGCUUGCACCUAAUAUGUACAACAGUGGCCAAGAGCGGCCGAAGAGAACAGCUUGACGCUGUGAUCGCACGUACUCUCGGCCUCCCGACCGCCGGGCUACUGGUUUCUCGUGUUCCAGAUCUCAUCAAGAUGGCAUUCACGGCGUCAACAGCGUACGUUACUGAGAUUCGUUUGGAAGGACUGGUUGUGUUGCGCGAUGUCAUUGAGACGUUUUCUAACGCCGCCGACCCUGCAUAUGAAGAUUCCCUCUUACUAGAACAACAUCAGGCGCCGAUUACCGCUGCGCUAACCCCCGCGUUUUCGUCGGAUUCUACGCCAGAGAUAUUGGCGUCUGCUGUGCAUGCAUGUGCUGUCUUCGUGGGCUGCGGGGUUGUUAAAGACGUUGGACGCAUGGGUCGCAUUUUGAAGCUGCUGUCCACAGCCUUAGAUCAAUCGAAGGAAUCCGGGAUGAUUUCCCUGGGUGAUACGGGACAACUGGGCCCGAACGCUUCUUCAAUGCUCCGAAUUUCGACACUGUCAGCUUGGGCCCAGCUAGAGAUUGCGAGCGCACAACAGCCGUACCUCGUUCAAGUCGUGAACCCGCAUCGCUCGACGCUAGCGACGCUCUGGGUAGCCAUGUUACGCGACUAUGCUAGUGUACGGAUCGAUACCGAGUUCCUUCACGAUUCGUCCUCGGUUGCUGUAGACAGCUCGUAUUCAAGCCUCGGAAAGGAGGUUCUACUACCAUAUUAUACCGUAUCGUGGCCCAUCAUCAUACAGGCGGUGGCGACGGCGAUGCAGUCAGGGGACCCCCACAUCCUAGCUGCUAUGGACGGCCAGGCCCUUUCAGCCACAGAUACGAUUACAAACACAGCUGGACCUCGGACCGAACCCACUGCUUUCUUCUAUGUAGUCUUUGGGCUCGUCUAUGAAGCCCUAGCAACUUCGUCGACCGAGGCUGCCGCGACGCCUGCCUCCACUCGCGACCAGUUGGUCAUUGCUUGUCUUCAGGCCCUCAAGUACCUCGUGACGCCAGAAUACUGCGGGAAAGCGGUCAUGGAGCCAACGGUGUUCGAGGAGCUGUUGAAUUUGUGCUAUCGUAUGGCGAUGACGGAAUCUGCUAACGUUCAAAUUGCCCUUACUGAUAUGUUGUUGUCAUGGGCGUCAAGUCAAGACAAGGGCUCCGAUUCAUUGGAUCUCCUCUCUUUGACCGCCCCUCGGACACACUGCCUGCGCAUCUGCUCGCACAUCAUUCAGCACUCGACGUCGAAUUCAAGGGGCUCUAUCAUACAGGGGGAACCCGCGGAACGUGCUAGGAUGUUGAUGGCUGCCUUCACCGCCUACGCAACUAUUGCUGCAUCUAUCAAAUCCUCGCAGCGAGAAGAUGUUCGAAGCGUUGGUAUCCUACUAUAUAGCGAGCUUCUGAAAGAUGAGUCGUCGGAAGUCGAUCUCGUGGGACCUACGCUACCCUCGCUGAAGAUCCUUCUCGACCUACCUGUUCAUGGCAAACCGGAAGCGAAAGAGAAGUUUGGGAAGACCGUUAACGCGUUAGCAUCAGUCUGCUUGCUCAAUAUCGAUGAGAUGAGUGGUAGAUCGGGUGCUAUUUCGACGAAGAAAGUCAAGAACAACCUCCUUGCCGUGGUGCUGAUAUUAUCGGUCCUGCCGCCGACGGUUCAAAUCGGAAAGACGGUGGUAGAACGCUGUUGUUUUAUACUAUCUCACAAAACGAUGGAUGCCGACGACCAAGUUGCACUGACGGCAGUCCAUUGCACCCGUACCCUCGUCGCCGCAGCUACAUCACAGACCGGACAUACUCUCCUUCGCCAUUGCUGUGGGCUGCUCUUGCCGGGGCUUAUCGAGUAUAUUGCCAAGAUUGCACCCUUGAUUAUCAGCGGUAGCGUUUCGGACGCACAUAUCGUAGGUGUCGGAGAGGUAUGGAAGGCGUUCUCGGCGAUAUAUGCAAGCGUAUCUGAGGAACACCGGGACCGCGUUCUAGGUGUUUUCCUUCCAACAAUACUCCUUACCCUGUCGAACGACGAGGAAGCUGCUACCAUUGGCAGCGCCGCGUCGCCAUCAUUGUCAAUGCAUGCGUCGAGCAUCGCCCAGAUACUGAGCUUUGCGGCAUUAUCUCCGAUCGCGUUCAAACAAGCUGCUGCGAAAUUGGACCCAGGAGCCCGAGAGUCGCUUGAACAGGCCGUUCGGAAGGCGGUGGGGAAGACUGCUACUCAGGGGACGGGGCCGGGGACGGGACAAGGUGGUAAACCCCAGAUAUCGUUGAGGGCAUUUUGA
Pleurotus ostreatus (oyster mushroom) is the source of this 6165-nucleotide messenger RNA. RefSeq lists its product as uncharacterized. Gene Ontology annotation, biological process: retrograde transport, endosome to Golgi; intracellular protein localization; endocytosis. Gene Ontology annotation, cellular component: endocytic vesicle; Golgi apparatus; membrane. The record is from RefSeq and is a predicted model, not a curated record. Lineage: Eukaryota; Fungi; Basidiomycota; Agaricomycetes; Agaricales; Pleurotaceae. The transcript has 18 exons. Bases 1 to 6165 code for a protein of 2054 amino acids.